AUGGCCGACGACGCCGCCACGACGACGGAUGACACGCAGAUCACUUUCAACGUCAAGGCUGCCAACGAUCAGAAACACGUCCUCACACUAUCCAGUGCCACUACCAUUGCCGACCUCAAAGCCAAGCUCUCGACAUCGGAAUAUGCAGAUGUGCCCGCCGAGCGCCAGCGCUUGAUAUACUCAGGCCGCGUACUGAAGGAUCCCGACACACUCGCCAGCGUCAAGAUCAAGGACGGUCAUACAGUACAUCUUGUCAAGGGCGCCGCGAGCAAUGCAAGGCAGAACCCCAGCCAAGGCACAACGAGCACUACAGGUGGAAGCGGGACUCCUACGCCUCAGGUACCGACCAAUAUCGCAGCAGGAACAGGCAACAAUCCUCUUGCUGGUCUUACAGGCGCACGGUAUGCUGGAUUUCAUGGCUUGCCUGGCAUGGACAUGUUUGGGCCCGAUGGAGGUAUGGGCCCCCCACCAACGACUGAGUCAAUGCUCGAACAAAUGGAGAACCCAAUGUUCUUGUCACAGAUGAAUGAAGCCAUGAACAACCCUGCAGUGGUCGAUAUGAUGCUGCAGAGUCCUAUGAUACGCGACAAUCCGAUGCUGCAGCAGGUACUCCGAGAUCCCGAGAUGCGCCGCAUGAUGUUUAGCCCAGAGAUGAUGCGCAUGCAACUGAGGAUGCAGCGAAGCAUGGGUGGAGGCGCUCCAGGUGGUGCAGCAAGCUUCCCAGCUCCAGGCGCUACCGACAACACACCAGGCUCGACAGCGACAGAUCAAGGCGCCACGGCGACACCAAACCAGCCCAAUACAGGCGCUCCCGCAGAUCCUUUCGCAGCGUUCGGUGGAGGUGCUGGUGGAGCCAAUCCCUUUGCUAGCCUGUUUGCCGGCGGACAGAAUCCUUUCGCGCCUCAGCAACCGGGCGCAAACGCUGGCGCAGCGCAAAACACACAAGACGCCUCAAGCACCUUUCCUAACUUGUUCGGAGGAGCCGGUGCGCAAGGAGGACAAGCGAACCCAAUCGCCGAGGCAGCUCAGAGGAUGAUGCAGAACCCUGAAGCCAUGCGCAACAUGAUGCAAAUGAUGGGCGGCGCUGGAGGUGCUGGAGCAAACCCAUUCGGUUCUUUGGGAGAGACAGGAGCACCUGGUGCAGGCGGCGCUGCGGCCAAUCCAUUCGCUGCACUCUUCGGCCCCGGUGGAUUCGGCGGAGCAGGUGGCUUUGGUACACCUCCACCAGCGGAUACUCGACCGCCUGAGGAGGUGUACGAAACGCAGCUCAGGCAGCUAAACGAGAUGGGUUUCUACGAGUUCGAGCGCAACGUUUCGGCGUUGCGGAGAAGUGGCGGCAACGUUCAGGGCGCAAUUGAGUAUUUGCUUAACGGCGGAGCGUAG
Molecule: messenger RNA, 1383 nt
Organism: Pyrenophora tritici-repentis Pt-1C-BFP
Lineage: Eukaryota; Fungi; Ascomycota; Dothideomycetes; Pleosporales; Pleosporaceae
Product: ubiquitin multi-domain protein
Biological process (GO): ubiquitin-dependent protein catabolic process
Cellular component (GO): cytosol
Molecular function (GO): polyubiquitin modification-dependent protein binding
Source: RefSeq, a predicted model, not a curated record